ACCACUUCAGCAAUGCUUUUCUCUCUUCAUCUUCCUACAGUCUCCUGCUCUUACUCCAAUACCUCAAAUCUGAACUCUUUCUCUUCAUCUUCCUCGUAUCAAAACCCUUCUCUGUACCUGAAAUUCAGAACCUCGCACCGCGAAAAUCUCCGGUACCUCAAAGCCAUAGGCGUGAUUGAUCCCAACACAAAGCCUCACAAGCUUCCUUCUCCAGAUGUUGUCACACACCUCUUUUCAAUCAUACACUUCCUCAAAUCCAAAGGCAUUCUCGAUACCGACUUGUCGCGUAUAGCAUACUUAUGCCCUCAGCUUUUCACCAUCAACUUCGACCCUUCUGAGAUCGAACCUGUUUUCGAAUUCUUGAUCUCAAACUUACAAGCUACGGUUCCAGAAAGGCGCGGAUUGAUAGUGAACUGCCCUUACAUUCUUCUUUCAGACGUGGAAUAUUGUCUACAGCCAACUCUCAACUAUCUAAGGCAAGUUGGGGUGAAGAAACUGAAUGUGGCCAGUAAACUGAAUGCACAUCUUUUGAACACAAGAGUGGAGAAGUUACGGAAGACGUUGAAGUUCUUGAAAAGCACAGGGAUGAGUCAUGGAGAGGCGGCGGAAUUUUGCAGGAGAAUGCCGGCCAUUUUUGGGUAUGAUAUUGAGGAUAACUUGAGGGUUAAGUUUGAGUUUUUGGUGGAGGAGAUGGGGAGGAGUUUGGAGGAGUUGAAGGAGUUUCCUCAGUAUUUUGCCUUUAGUUUGGGGGAAAGAAUUGCUCCAAGACAUUGGCAUUUGAAGCAGAGAAAUGUUCAUAUUAAGUUGAAUAGAAUGUUGCUGUGGAGUGAUAACAGGUUCUAUGCCAAAUGGAAGUAAAAUUUUGUUUCUUUUCUACGCUCUACAUAUAAUGAAAACUUUGGAUAGGUUAUUUAGAAUACCAUUCUACGCUAUUUAAUA
This is a messenger RNA of Pistacia vera, 939 nucleotides long. RefSeq names its product transcription termination factor MTEF1, chloroplastic. The record is from RefSeq and is a predicted model, not a curated record. Lineage: Eukaryota; Viridiplantae; Streptophyta; Magnoliopsida; Sapindales; Anacardiaceae. Gene Ontology annotation, biological process: regulation of DNA-templated transcription. The transcript has a single exon. Gene Ontology annotation, molecular function: double-stranded DNA binding. The coding region runs from base 13 to 858 and encodes 281 amino acids.